Morus notabilis is the source of this 368-nucleotide messenger RNA. RefSeq lists its product as uncharacterized. NCBI's taxonomy places the organism in Eukaryota, Viridiplantae, Streptophyta, Magnoliopsida, Rosales, Moraceae. The record is from RefSeq and is a predicted model, not a curated record. The annotation marks the transcript as partial. The transcript has 2 exons.
UUCUACAUAAAACGAAACAAAAUUCCCACCAAGAAACACCGAGAAAAAAAACAAGAAGGAAAAAAAAAAUGUCUCAAGCUCUGUCAAACCUGGGCAUUUUUCUUCCUCUAUCAUCACAGAAAAAAGCCAGUAAGUCUCUCAAGCUCCAAUCUUUCUUCAAACCGAUCGAAAAUGGAAGCUUGAGCCACAAGAAGCACAAGGUCAUGGCCAUGGCAGGGGAAACCAGAGACAAUCUCGACCACCUGCAGAGAGUCACCAAGCAACCGCCGCCAAAGAAAAGGACCGCCCCAACACCUCCAAUCGGAUUGUGGGACCGGUUUCCCACGGCGAGAACGGUGCAGCAGAUGAUGGAGACGAUGGAGAGUAUA